CACAAGUACGCAUAUUGAGAAAAGGAAAGAGGUCUGGUUAACAAUGGCUCUCCAGCAGUUUGUGUGCUUUUUCACUGUGAUGAUCAUUCUCUUUUACAGAGGUUGUCAUUCACAGUCUCUUGAAUGUGGCAGAAUAAAUCAAGCUGGAAACCCAAGAAGUUGGCCAUGGCGGGUCUUCAUAUAUGUAAAGGACAAUUAUCCCACUGAAGGGUCUCUAAUCAGCAACCAGUGGGUGCUGACGCUUGCUCGUAAUGUCCAAAAUUAUCACCCAAGUGACAUAUUGGUUCAUCUGGACUCCAUUGAGCAACUUUCAAGUCAAGAUAUGGCACUGGAAACGUUCCUCUGUGAUCCUGGAAACGAACUUUGCCUUCUGAAGCUGGCAUCCCCUGUAACUCUUACAGACAACGUACGGCCAAUCUGCUUAGCCUCAGAGCAAAGCACUUUCUAUUCUGGCACUGAAAGUUGGAUCACUAGUUUUAGUGUUGCUGGUACCGAGGAGAACAAUCUAGAAAUCGUAGGAAACAAUGAGUGCCAAUGCUACUAUGGACCCUUAUCUGAAGACACGAUCUGCGCUGGGCAUAAAGAAAGAGAGAGUACAUGCCUGGGAAACUGGGGGGGACCACUCAUGAACAAACAGAAUUCAGUUUGGGUCCAGAGUGGAGUUCUGAGUUCCUAUGAAGGCUGCAACGAAACUUCAAAAGCUGGAGUCUAUGUUCGUGUGUCCCGGUACCAGAAAUGGAUCAGUGAUACUGUCGCCGAUACACCCCCAGUCUUCGUUACCUUCACCUCCCCAGACAUUGACAUCGACUUAUUCUUCACUUGUUCCACUGACCCAGAACAUCCAACUCCUACUCCUCCAUGUGACAGCGUGUUUUGUGGUGGUGAAAGCCUGAUGCAUUUCACUCACUUCACCUCACUGUGUGUUCUUGUUGUGUCUCUCCAUGUUCUUGUUGGAAGUGGUGGAAUCUGACACAACACAAUUUCCCAAGUCUUGUAAUUAAGUACAAGAUUGAAUUACUUUACUUCAGUACUUUACCUUUAUAGCACUUUACAACUCAGAGGUGAAAGUUAUACUUUUUUUCUUUAAUAGAUUCAUCAAAAAGCUCGAGUUUCCAGUUACCUUAGGCCCCAACAACACAGGUCUAGAGACCCAUUGGUGACCAGCUGGCAGCCACCGGUCAUGAGGGCAAAAUGUGUUAUUGCCCUCAUGACUGGUUAGUGAUUGAUUGAUGGAGGUUGCUGCCAGUUACUGUGAAAUCAAUUGCUGAAGCUCCAUUCAAAACUAAAAGAAACAAUAAUCACAUCAGACAUUUUCACACAAAAUAAUUAAGAGUGGAACUGGUCACUCCAGCUUCUCAAAUACAGGGAUUUACCAGUCUUUCUUUUAAUGAUCAAAUUCAUUUUUAACCUUUUAUUUACUUGUGGUUACCUUGGGCACUAUGAUAGAAAUCAUAAAGGCUUUGAAUAUCAUCAAAUGAAAUCAUUUUAAAUCAUUCUGUAGACUGAAAUGUUAUUAAGUCAAAAUCUG
Molecule: messenger RNA, 1528 nt
Organism: Archocentrus centrarchus (flier cichlid)
Lineage: Eukaryota; Metazoa; Chordata; Actinopteri; Cichliformes; Cichlidae
Product: tryptase-like
Exons: 6
Coding region: 44-970 (308 amino acids)
Biological process (GO): proteolysis
Molecular function (GO): serine-type endopeptidase activity
Source: RefSeq, a predicted model, not a curated record